AUGAAGUGGUUGAUCUUGGUGUUGACUUGCUUCCAGCUUUCAGAGGGUCUAAUAACUGUACCUCUGAAGAAAGGAAAGUCGAUUCGAGAGGUGAUGAAGGAGAAAGGUGUGCUGGAAGAUUACCUGAAGCACCAUAAGUAUGACCCAGCCAAGAAGUAUCACUUCAAUGAGUAUAAUGUUGCUUUUGAACCAAUGGCAUACAUGGAUGCAUCAUACUAUGGUGAAAUCAGCAUUGGAACUCCACCCCAGAGUUUUUUGGUGCUGUUUGAUACUGGCUCUUCCAACUUGUGGGUGCCAUCUGUCUACUGCCAGAGCCAGGCCUGCAGUAGCCAUGCAAGAUUCAACCCCAGCCAAUCCUCCACCUACUCCAGCAAUGGGCAGACAUUCAGCUUGCAAUAUGGCAGUGGCAGCCUCACUGGAUUCUUUGGCUAUGACACUCUGACACUCCAGAACAUUGUUGUCACAAACCAGGAGUUUGGUUUGAGUGAAAACGAGCCUGGCACCAAUUUCAUUUAUGCCCAGUUUGAUGGCAUUCUGGGAAUGGCCUACCCUUCUCUGGCAGUAGGGGGUGCUACCACUGCUUUGCAGGCAAUGUUGCAGCAAAACUUGCUAACCCAACCAGUCUUCAGCUUCUAUCUAAACAACCAACAAAGCUCUCAAACUGGUGGUGAGGUUGUCUUCGGAGGAGUAGACACUCGCCUUUACUCUGGACAGAUCUAUUGGGCUCCUGUUACCCAAGAACUUUACUGGCAGAUUGGGAUUCAAGAGUUCUCUAUUGGGGGACAAGCUACUGGAUGGUGCAGCCAAGGCUGCCAGGCUAUAGUGGACACUGGAACAUCCCUUCUCACUGUUCCUCAACAGUUCAUGGGGAAUUUCCUGAAUGCUGUGGGUGCUCAGCAAACUCAGUAUGGAGAGUACGCAGUUGACUGCAGCUCUGUCCAGAAUCUGCCCACCAUCUCCUUCGUCAUCAAUGGAAUCUCCUUCCCUCUGCCUCCCACUGCCUACAUCCUAAGUAACAAUGGCUAUUGCACAGUUGGGAUUGAGCCCACCUAUCUGCCCUCCCAAAAUGGACAGCCUCUAUGGAUCCUGGGAGAUGUCUUCCUCAGGCAAUACUACUCCGUCUAUGACAUGGGCAACAACAGAAUUGGCUUUGCUACUGCUGCUUAA
This is a messenger RNA of Sphaerodactylus townsendi, 1167 nucleotides long. RefSeq names its product progastricsin (gene PGC). NCBI's taxonomy places the organism in Eukaryota, Metazoa, Chordata, Lepidosauria, Squamata, Sphaerodactylidae. The record is from RefSeq and is a predicted model, not a curated record. Gene Ontology annotation, biological process: proteolysis. The transcript is spliced from 9 exons. Gene Ontology annotation, molecular function: aspartic-type endopeptidase activity. The coding region runs from base 1 to 1167 and encodes 388 amino acids.